AGAUACUCAUUAAGGUUAGAGCUAACCAUUAAGGAUAGAGCUUUGCGCGGGGUUGCAUUUAGCGACUCAACGGUCCACGUCACUCAAACCGUUUACUGGCAGACCAGGCGAUUGGCGGAAAAUCAAUUCAAUCACAAAAUCUUUGGAAAAUCUUUUUGUGAUUUGUUUUUUUCUUCUUUUGGACCAUGACGACUUUAUCGUUCGUUGCCGUGGCGGGGCUGUUGUUGCUGCUUCAGAUCACGACAUCGUCUGCCUUUGUGCUGCCAUUAUCUUCACGUCCAUGCGGUUCGGUUAGUUUAGCCAUGAGGCCCGAUGGGUUUAACGACUGGAUGCAGCCAGACGGAAACGACUAUGAUACGCAUCCUCAUGCUCGCAACACUGUUAGACCUCCCGCUGUCCAAGGAGGAGCUGGCGGACAACAGAGUCAAGACGAAAUGAGGCGUGCGUAUUAUCAAGAACCAGCGCCACCACAAGCACAACAAGCACAGCCGGAACCAGAAGCCGCUCCUACUGACACUGCUGCUCCGGUUGCUACUGCGGGCGAUGAUCCGUCAGUGCCCCCCCCAACCGAGUCCCAGAUGCCGCGGGACCCAACCAAUGACGGUCGCACCACGGGCAGCAUGCACUUGAGUGCAAGAGACCAAGAGCUCAUUGAUCAAAUGGAACAAGCUCAAAAUCAAUACGAUCAAUUCGUUAGCAGCCCGUACGGGAACAGUGGACCCGCUCGCUAUGGACAUACCUUUGGACAAGGACCCCAGGUUCCCGCAGGACAGAGUCAAGGACCAGCUAGACCACAACAACGUACUAGUAGUGGAGCAGGACCACCACCAGCUGCCCAACAAUCCUCCAUGGACCAAUUCAUUGAAAACCCAUACGGAAACAGGCCAGCGCCUGAUGGUUAUGGGAAUAGCGUGGGGGGUGGAAGUGCUGCCAUGCCGCAAGCACCACAAGCUCCGGGACAAUACCAGCAGCCACCGCAGCAGCAGCGGCAGCAGCCACCACCGCAAAAGUCAUUUCAAGAAGACUUCAUUGAUGAUCCCUAUGCAAACGACGCGGCACCAGGUGGACCCCCAGUAGGAAACGUCGACGAAAGGCAGAGAGGUAUGGAAGCAAGGUCCAACAGGCCACCACGUUCCGACAUGCCAAUUCAAGCAAAAGAAAAUUUGCCUGAGACGGAAGACAAUAUGCAGCCACCACCACAUCCCAAAGCGCAGAAAUCGUUUCAAGAGCAGUUCAUUGAUGAUCCCUACGGGGGGAACAAGGGGGCACCGAAGGGAGGCAUGGAAGCAAGGUCCAACUUUCCACCUCGUUCCGACAUGCCAAUUCAAGCACAAGAAAAUUUGCCUGAGACGGAAGACAACACACAGCCACCACCACAUCCAAAAGCGCAGAAAUCGUCACAAGAGCAGUUCAUUGAUGAUCCCUACGGAAUCAAGUCAGCACCGGACGGUUACUUUGAUACUGGGGUCAGCAACAGCAUGAGACAAUUUCAAGCGCACCAGAAGAAGCAACAGCAAGAUCAAGACUUUAUUGACAAUCCUUCCGGGACAAACCGCAUGGAUUAUGGAUUUGGACAACAAGAGAGUGCUCCUCGCAAAGUGCUCGUGCGACACCAAAAACGCAAGCGCCAACCCCUGUCUCGUCAAGACAACUUUAUCAACAACCCAAAGGGGUCCACCUUUAAGGCUGGACAAUACGGAUAUGGCAAUGAUGGCGACAAUGAUAGCAGUGGCUAUUUUGAUUACGAAGAUCAUGAUUAUGGAAUUGAAGGCAGGAGAGAAUGAACGUGAAGAGUUCAUUUAUUUCGAUGGAACCAACCAAGUGUGUAUGUGAGUGUGUGUGCGCGUACGGAUGUUGUGUGUGAGAUGUGUGUGUGUGUGUGUGCGUGGAUACUGUCGUAACAACGCAUGUACACCAUCAUGGCAUUCGGCGGAGUGUGUGAAUUGGAAAUACAAUGCUACAAAAACGAUACAGGAUACAGUACUAUGCAGGAAGAGAGCCUUCUCUAGGAGUAAAGAUUUGAAUAAACCAACGAAGAAGAAGAGCAAGCUGGAGAAUAUUAUUACUACAUACAACAAGGAACAAACACUUAAUGCAUCAUUACAUUGUAAAGAACACCCUGUGUGUGCUGUGGCAGGGUUAGAUACGUAAAGGCUUAGCAUGAAGAACAUGUACCGGCUGCGACAUGCCAUAACGGCGGCACUGCUAUGAAGGAAGCGGUAAGGCGGCACUGAAGGUUCUGGUGCAUUUAUUUGCCGGUAUCUACUAGCUAGUUUAGCUAGCUAGCUAGUCUACUAGCUAGUUUAGCUAGCUAGUCUACUAGUUAGGUGCCGGUGGGUGCCGGUGGGUGCCGGGAGGUGCUGGUACACGUACUAGCACACUGUACCUGACCGGAGCUCAGACCAGUCUGCUGCUUUGGCUAGGCGGACUGGUCGAAGUCAGUUCAAGCUGCUUGAUGCUGAUGGCGUGUAGCUAGCCAAAGUUGUUGCAAAGCAAGCACUACUAAGAGGCUUUUUUGGUGGGCUCGUUGCCUACUACGAGUUUAAUAAAGGAAGUGGGUGAGACACGUAGAAAGUGUACCAGCGCUACAGCCCAAAAAUGGACCAAAACCGUCUAUAAGCAAAUGACUGUCUCAAUGUCCGAUUGACCAAUAAGUAGAUUAAUACGAAAUCGACCUCAAGUACCAUUGACUCAUAGCAUGUUUCCCAUACUGACCACAUGAUUUAACAUCACAUACCCUAUGUUAAACGUGUAUUUCAUUUUCGUUAUACUUUUUGUGAGAUAGUUAAAUAUUUUGGUCCAUUAUUGAGUCCCGUUAACUCAGAAAAUAGAGAGUGAGACAGAAGGUUUCC
Seminavis robusta is the source of this 2852-nucleotide messenger RNA. The record is from the annotation of a GenBank genome assembly. NCBI's taxonomy places the organism in Eukaryota, Bacillariophyta, Bacillariophyceae, Naviculales, Naviculaceae.